Messenger RNA from Cyclospora cayetanensis, 3054 nucleotides. RefSeq lists its product as uncharacterized. The record is from RefSeq and is a predicted model, not a curated record. The transcript has 14 exons. Gene Ontology annotation, cellular component: extracellular region. The coding region runs from base 1 to 3054 and encodes 1017 amino acids. NCBI's taxonomy places the organism in Eukaryota, Apicomplexa, Conoidasida, Eucoccidiorida, Eimeriidae.
AUGGACGAGCAUCCAUCUGGAGCUGGGGGCUCUGAUCAACGAUGGACGUGCAGGGCUCCUACCUGUUGGAGCAACUACGAAGAGAGAAUUUGGAGGCGCGACUGUAGUGCUGGCGAGAGUGCUGUUAUAGCGGAAAGCAUAGUUGGCUCGUUGCAUGGUGCGCCAAUUACGGCAACCGUCCCAUCAAGUUCAAAGGGGUUUGUUGUGUCUGAAGCAGAAGAUGCAUAUAUUAGGCCUGCUGCAUGCUUAAAAUUCAGCCGAAUCUGUAAACUAGCACAGGUGGCGAAUACCACUAAAAUCAAGGUAUAUCAGUUUACACCAGAGUUGUAUGGUAAAUCAAAUCACAAGGAAAAAACGUGGAGGCCAGCGAGCGGUCUCAGAUGCCAGCACGCGGAGAAAUCCAGAGGCUCCGAUGAAGCACAAAUAACGAAUUGGGAUGAUCGCAAGAAGUUUACUGGUUUGAUGGAGCAAGCCAAAAUGGGGCAACACGGCAGAAAUUUCUUGGAGACACGAGGCUUCGGAAUCCUCCCAAUCCUAGGCCCAGCCAUGAGCUUCUCUGCUCUGCGCAGCACUGCUCCGUCCGCUUUCAGCCGGCAACUCCUCGGGGGAGCUCGGAGAGGGCAGGCUGUGCGUGCCGUUCGCGGACCACAGGCAACCCCCGCACCCCGUAUCUUUCAACCAGGUCAGCAUGAAAUUUUCCGCACACGCGACCGGCUAGGAGCACUUGCAGAGCGGUACAAGAAUGACAUGGAAGGAAAUCUGGGAACAGGGCUGUCUGGGUACACACCUAAAGUCACGACCGGAAUACCUCUCAGAGGAGCUCUAAAAAUACCGCCUUUACAAGCCCCCAUAUUGCCACCUAGGCAGGUUAGCAGGUUGAUUUCCAGGUAUGAACCAGGAAACCCUCAGGAGGGAGAGCUCGGAAAGCAAAGGAAUGAAGGGGCACGUAAGCGACAAGAAGAGGAGGCUGAGAGACAACAGAAGGAAAAGGAGCGGAAACAGCAGGAGGAGGAGGCACGUAAACGACGAGAAGAGGAGGAACGGAGACGGCAGGAGGAAGAGGAGGCACGGAGACGGCAACAGGAAGAGGCUCAGAGACGGCAACAGGAAGAGGCUCGGAGACGACAAGAAGAGGAGGCACGUAAACGACGAGAAGAGGAGGAACGGAGACGGCAACAGGAAGAGGAGGCGCGGAGACGGCAACAGGAAGAAGCUCGGAGACGACAAGAAGAGGAGGCACGUAAACGACGAGAAGAGGAGGAACGGAGACGGCAACAGGAAGAGGCGCGGAGACGGCAACAGGAAGAAGCUCGGAGACGACAAGAAGAGGAGGCACGUAAACGACGAGAAGAGGGGGAACGGAGACGGCAACAGGAAGCGGAGGCGCGGAGACGGCAACAGGAAGAGGCUCAGAGACGGCAACAGGAGGAGGCACGUAAACGACGAGAAGAGGAGGAACGGAGACGGCAGGAGGAAGCGGAGGCGCGGAGACGACGGGAGGAAGCGGAGGCGCGGAGACGACGGGAGGAAGAGGAAGCGCGGAGAAAGAGAGAAGCCGAGCUCGAGAAAAAGCGCGAAGAAGCCAUACGUGCCAUCCCACGUGCUGAGCCUGGCAGUAAGCCAAUGAAAAAGGUGCCGGGGGGCCUCCAAGAGGCACUUUCAAAGGCCCUCCAACGCAAAGCGGGGAUUGUCACGUCAGCACCUCCGCCACCUCCACCAGCUGUCACUACGCAAACAGCAGAACAACUUCUGGCAGAGGCGCAGGAAAUGUUCAGAGAAAUUGAUGAAGCCGCAGAAAAAAAACAAGCAGAAAGUAAUCCUUCUAUUGAGUCCGGAAUACCUGCCGAGCAUAUGCAGAAGGCGCUUGCUGUUUUUGACUCAAAAGGAAAACCUCAUUUCACAAAAGGUCCCCCCAAGAUAAUAGUGGCAAAAUAUGAUGACCCUAGAACUGGCUGUCACACCAUGAGUACAAAUUGGAGUCCUUGCUCUACCAACUGUGGACAGGGUAAACGGGUAUCCUUCACGCGAGAACUGGUGCCCAAAGGCUGCUUGACGACUGUACACGAGGAAAUCUGCGUAAACACCACAGGGUGCAUAUGCGGGAAGAUGUUGUACGACAACCUUUUAGGAAGCUACCAAGGGCUUCCAGAUGCCGCUAGAGAAGAGCUGGGUCGCCUUGUCUCGAAAUCACUUAACCUGCGGCGGGAUGGCAACCGCGUGUGCUUGCAAUUUGAUACUGGAUAUACUGUGCGCGCUUACAAUGACGAGGGCCUCCUUGGCACUUCUGGGACUGGGUAUCACAUACGAAUGCUUAAAGAAAGUAACAAUGUCGAGAAAUCUUGCGAUCUAUCUACUGAGCACAAAUAUGUCACACGAACUGAAUUAGAUAUGCUACAAGGCCACAAUGAAAUUCGGGGAAAGCACAAUGUGGCGCCGCUUAAAUGGAAUCCAAUGAUUGCAGCGAAUGUCAAAAAAUACUUGGAGUACCAAAAUAAGUACCAAGGUUGCCGUAUGGAGCAUUCGCCAGUUACCACGCGUACUCUGCCUGGCAUUCCCCAGGGAACAGGGGAAAAUCUGAUGACAUGCUGCUCUCCUGGAAAAAUACCACCUGACGUUGCAAGCAUGUGGGCAAGCGAAGCGUAUUGUUACAGGCACGGCAAGAUCGGUAACCCUUGUACGGGUUAUCUGGGACCGAAAUGUAGUACAGAGAAGCAUGCACACGGCCUCAUGACAGGACAUUAUACAGCGGUUGCCUGGGAUAAGUCACAACAAGUAGGCUGCGCCUAUACGGUCUGCGACCGCAAGUGCGAAGGGAAUCGGAAUAUCAUUUUAAUUGGCUGUCAGUACAACCCAGGUGGGAAUAUUAUAGGUGCAUACCCUUAUUCUGUAGAAUCUGCACGAGAAGCAAUGGCAGUUUACCCUUCCAUAUUGCCAGGAGCUCCUGGCGACGCUGAAUCAAGACUUGAAUGCGAGAAGUUCAGGAUGAAGAUGGAGCAGGAGAACCCCAGGGUUGACAUAACACGAAAAAAGUCCUCGGGUGAAGAUUCGUCUUGA